AUGGAAAUGGUCGGUCGUCACUUGUUCAACUCGGUGGCUCUGAUUCAGGGCCACAGGCGAGUCCUUCAUUUGGCCCCGCCUUUUCUGGUUGAAGAUUAUGAACCCGUUGCUUUAGAAACUUGUCGAAAAGGCCUCAUGCAGGCCAAGGUGGAAGAGGCUCGCGAAGAGCUCGAAAAUUGUCGUGCUUGUCCUCGAGAUUGCCGAGUGAAUCGUCUAAAAGAUGUCAGAGGAGCCUGCAACACUGGACGACAUGCUGUAGUUAGUUCGGCUUUUCCUCACUUUGGCGAGGAAUCCGUCCUUCAAGGGUGGAAUGGUUCGGGUACUAUUUUCUUUGGCCUUUGCAACUUGCGUUGUGUGUUUUGUCAGAACUGGGAUAUAUCCCAAAAGAAACAAGGCUGGGAGCUCAAGCCCGACGAGAUUGCGGAUCUAAUGUUGAAACUCCAGAAUGAGACCAAAUGCCACAACAUCAACUUUGUCACUCCCGAACAUGUGGCUCCGCAAGUGGUCGAAGCGAUUGCUUUGGCGGUCGACGGUGGUCUCAAGGUGCCCAUUAUCUACAACACAAGCUCUUACGACAGUCAGAAGUCAUUGAAACUCAUGGACGGGUUGGUCGAUAUCUACUUGCCGGAUUUCAAGUUCUGGAGUCCGGAAACCAGCCAACGACUGUGCAAAGCUCGCGAUUAUCCUGAAGUAGCACGUCAAGCCAUUUUGGAAAUGCAACGACAAGUAGGGGAUCUCGUGUUUAACAGCCAAGGUUUGGCUCAAAAGGGCGUUCUCAUUCGACAUCUCGUCAUGCCCAACCAUGAGGAGGAAGCAAAGGCGAUCUUGAAAUUUGUGAGCGACAGUGUGUCCAAAGAUGCUUUUGUGCAUCUCAUGGAACAAUAUCGACCCACUUUUAGCGUGGGAAAGGGAGAAACGCGAGCUCGAACAGGGUUUACAACCUAUGAAGAGAUCAACCGGCCUGUGACCGAAUCCGAAAUCGACGGAUUGCGAGCCUUUGCGCAAGAUUUGGGCUUGUGGCGAUUUGAAGGUGACUUUGAUUGAAGCUUGAGAAAUGGGAAAUACUAGGCAAGACCACUGUGUCUUUGGUCACA
This is a messenger RNA of Tigriopus californicus, 1094 nucleotides long. RefSeq lists its product as uncharacterized. The transcript has a single exon. The record is from RefSeq and is a predicted model, not a curated record. Bases 1 to 1044 code for a protein of 347 amino acids. Gene Ontology annotation, molecular function: iron-sulfur cluster binding; catalytic activity. NCBI's taxonomy places the organism in Eukaryota, Metazoa, Arthropoda, Copepoda, Harpacticoida, Harpacticidae.